AUGCCCGAGCCAGCCAAGUCCACCCCAGCGCCCAAGAAGGGCUCCAAGAAAGCCGUCACCAAGGUUCAGAAGAAGGACGGCAAGAAGCGGAGGAAGAGCAGGAAGGAGAGCUAUGCCAUCUACGUCUACAAGGUGCUGAAGCAGGUCCACCCCGACACCGGCAUCUCCUCCAAGGCCAUGGGCAUCAUGAACUCCUUCGUCAACGACAUCUUCGAGCGCAUCGCAGGGGAAGCCUCCCGCCUGGCUCACUACAACAAGCGCUCCACCAUCACCUCCCGGGAGAUCCAGACCGCCGUGCGCCUGCUGCUGCCCGGAGAGCUGGCCAAGCACGCCGUCUCCGAGGGCACCAAGGCCGUCACCAAGUACACCAGCGCCAAGUGAGCGCCGCCCCCGCUCUCCGGACCCAAAGGCUCUUCUCAGAGCCCCCACCCUGUCUCCAGCGGAGCUGCUCCCGGGUCUC
Molecule: messenger RNA, 460 nt
Organism: Bufo bufo (common toad)
Lineage: Eukaryota; Metazoa; Chordata; Amphibia; Anura; Bufonidae
Product: histone H2B 1.1-like
Exons: 1
Coding region: 1-381 (126 amino acids)
Cellular component (GO): nucleosome
Molecular function (GO): structural constituent of chromatin; protein heterodimerization activity; DNA binding
Source: RefSeq, a predicted model, not a curated record